Arvicanthis niloticus (Nile rat) is the source of this 447-nucleotide messenger RNA. The record is from RefSeq and is a predicted model, not a curated record. Lineage: Eukaryota; Metazoa; Chordata; Mammalia; Rodentia; Muridae.
AUGGCCAAGUCCAAGAAACACACCACACACAACCAGUCCCACAAAUGGCAUAGAAAUGGCAUCAAGAAACCCUGGUCACAAAGUUACAAAUCUCUUAAGAAGGUUGACCCCAAGUUCCCGAGGAACAUACACUUUGCCAAGAAGUACAACAAGAGGGGCCUGAAGAAGAUGCAGGCCAACAAUGCAAAGGCAGUGAGUGAACAUGCAGAGGCCGUCAAGGCCCUUGUGAAGCCUCAGGCCAUCAAGUCCAAGAUGCCAAAAGGCCCUAGCCACAAACUCAGCUGCCUGGCUUUCAUUGCUCACUCUAAGCUUGGGAAGCGAAUUGGAAGCUACAUGGCCAAGGGUUGUAGGCUCUGCCAACCAAAGCCGAGGCAGAGGCCAAAGUUCCAGCAAAGGCCCAGGCUUCAGCUCCAGCCCAGGCUCCUAAAGGUGCCCAGGCCCCUGUGA